GCCCUUUGUCUGCUUAAGUAUCUAUCUAACAAACUCCAUUCAUCGCGAUCUACGUGUGAUAUGCCGAAGAAACCAUUGAAGACCUUCUACACCCCAAACUUCACCGGGACUCCCACAUCAUCCGAGUCCGCAACUGCAUCGUCAUCGAAACCACCCUCCGCCUACCUUCGGCGUCUGUUCAGCACCCACGUCGCGCUUCAAGAAAUGGAGGAGGUACCAGAUCAGAGGGUGCUGGAGCCCGGCACGGAUGACGCGUCCCACGAGCGCGUCGAAACUUUACGACAGCAGGUCGUCGACGCCGUGAAUGCCGCAGGCCGGAACCCUGCGAGUGGGAAAUGGGGUCUCGUUGUGAACCUGUUGCAGACGGGAACGAGCAGGGGCAAGUACAGAUACAUCAACACGGACACGACGGCGCGUCCGCCGCCGGAGCCGAAGGAGGGGUGGCCCGAACUGCCCAAGACCGACGAAGAGUGGCAUGCAUGGGAACGGCGCAAGGAGGAGACGGAGCAGGAUGUUGUUGUCGGUGGCGGAAGGGUGAAAGUGGAUCAGAAGAAGAUCAGGGCGCAGUUGCUAGAACGGGUGGAGAAUUGGCAGAAGAAUGUCAGUGCCGAGGACAUACCGGCAGAGAUCUUAGAGGAAGUUGCCGUUGAAGCGCCCAGGGUUAAGCCUAAGAGCUCUGCCAUCAGCAAGGAUCCAGGGUCUGAGGCAGGUCCAUCCCGUCCACCUUCCAAGAGAGGAGAGGCUCUGCCUGUAAAGGACAAGACCACCAAAAUUACCGAUCUACCCGAUGAAUUUCUCCCGCCCUCAUUUCCGACGGCUCUUGAGACUUCAACACCACUGACUAUCAAUCGCGUACGCCCGAGGUUGCCCUCCAUUGAACUCGUCCCGUCGUCCUCUCCACUUCGGACGCCUCCGCGGGCUAUUCCCAAGGGUAAAUCACCACCACCCAAAGCGCAGCCAAUCCUCGAACAGGAGCUGGUUCCCUCGUCGUCACCGCUCUCGCUCCCACCGGCUGAUCCUCCGGCUCCGGCGCCGGCUCCGCAUGGGUCCCCACUCAAACGAGCCCGAUCUCCUUCACGCACACCUCCGAGCCCCGCGAAGAAGGCGCGGAAGUCCCCUUCACUGGAAUCCUCCCCCAUCGUGAGGGCGGUGCCCCGAGCGCCGGCCAAGCGGGUGCGGUCGCCAUCGACGACGGAGCCUUCGAGCCCAGCCAAGAAGGCCCGCACGACCGUGUCGAGCGAACCCUCUUCUCCCCUCUCCUCCCCGCCACCCGUUUCGCGUGUCCACACCUCGAUAAAGAAUCCUGCGGAUCUCUUCACGCCGCCGCGCAACGUAUUUCCGCGCCUCGACGAUCUGAUCGCUGCGUCUGAUUCGAAAAAGCGGAUGAAAGGUAAGCAGAAGGAGAAGACGCCGGCUAGGGUAGUGGACGAAGAGGAGAGGAGCGCGGUCGUUCUCGAAUCGUCGCAGGUCGAAGCCGAGCACCCGGGCGGGUCGAUGGACGAUAUCAUCAACUGGGAUGCGACAGCGCCUGACGAUGAGGAACAGGAGGAGGAGAACCAUGUCGACGAUGAAACACGACUACCAGGACUAGAUCCGGUCCCGUCGCCGACGAAAUCGCUGUCGUCUAUUGACGGCUCGAACUCGCUGGGAUCGCAGGAGAGCCAGGAGAUGCCACAGUACUCGGAAUUCAAUCCCCAGGGGGCAUCGACACAGCCAUUAGGACGACUUGCAAACAGCCAGAGCCAGAGCCAGAGCCAAAGUCAAAGCCAGGCGCUAAGAGACAAUUCGUUCAGAUUUCCGAUGCGCUACGAGUCUCAGAUGGACGUGGAGAGUAGAAUGCAAGGUGUAGAGGAACUGCUGAAUGCAGACGUCGGUGGAUAUACCUGGAUGGGCCGCGGCCCGGAUGAUGACGAAGACGAGAAAUGGGGCAGCUCAAGUCCAUGAAGAUACAUACAUACAAUGUGUUAAGUGUACUACUGAUCAGACGAUCAUAUAAACUUGCGCUCUCGCCAAUAGGACAUCCAUUUCCUGACAUCCUCUGCCGACAGCUUGGGAAGAGAUCGGAUAGUUGCGCUAAAUGCCUGUGCUUUGGAAGUUGAGAACAAGACAGAUGUCUGAGCAGACUUGAAGAAUGAGAACAGCUUGAUAGC
Messenger RNA from Mycena citricolor, 2150 nucleotides. Lineage: Eukaryota; Fungi; Basidiomycota; Agaricomycetes; Agaricales; Mycenaceae. The record is from the annotation of a GenBank genome assembly.